GCCAUCAGAACGAGACGCAAAGUCUAGCGAAGGACUUGGCGGAGCUUCGAAGGCAGAUCGCCGAAGGCGAGGCAAAGAGCCGCGAGGACCGGCAGCGAUGCGAGGAGGCCCAGCAGCGCCUGCGAGAAGGCUUCAAGAAGGCCGGCUACCGCCGCAACGAGGCCCAUCGCCAGAGAUCUAG
Molecule: messenger RNA, 181 nt
Organism: Symbiodinium necroappetens
Lineage: Eukaryota; Dinophyceae; Suessiales; Symbiodiniaceae
Source: the annotation of a GenBank genome assembly